UUAACGUUUGAAGCGCCAAAAUGCGGACACAACAGAUAUCGUGGGCGUUAGUGAUAUUAUUUUCUAUAGACACAGCUAGAUGCGUCGAUUUACCCGAAUACCUGCACGUGUGCCACCGAGAAGAUCCGAAGCUGAUAGACUGCAUGAAGCAAUCGAUCGAAACGUUACGACCCUAUCUGGCGCGGGGCAUCCCUGAGCUGGACAUUCCGGCCAUCGAACCUAUCAACAUUGGUGAUUUGAUUGUGGCAGAAAGUGUUCCUGGACAGGGUGUGAGCAUCACAGCUAAGGACAUCAAAGCUUACGGACCAUCGAACUUUCGGUUGAAGAAAUUGAAUGUCAUCGAUUACGGCAAGAUCUACAGCUUCGAACUUGAACUUCCUCAGCUGUACGUUGAAGGACGAUAUGUUGUCGAUGGAAGAAUCAUUCUGUUCCCCGUUAAGGGAGCGGGAAAAUUCACCGGAAACUUCACACAAGGAAUAGGAAACGUUCGUAUAAAGGGAGACCGCAAAGUUAUCAAUGGCAAGAACCAUCUUUCUCUAGCCAAACUGGACAUUAAAAUUAAGGUUGGAGAUGGAAAAAUUAAGCUGGAAAAUCUCUUUGGUGGAGACCGAGCCUUAGGUGAAAUCAUCAACGAAACCAUCAACAAAAACUUUGCCGUCGUGAGCCACGAACUGAUCCCGCUCAUCGAAAAGGCUUUGGGUAGGAUAUUCAAGAGAACCGGAAAUAAGAUUCUGGAAAGGUUCCCGGAAGAAGUGUUAUUCCCCUGAUUUACGGGGGAAGUUGUUUGUGUGAAACCAGUGCGUAGGAUAAACAAAUCAUAAGUUAUCUCAGCUUAGGUUUUGAUAGUGAUGCUUUUUUAAACCUGGAAAGAAGACAAGAAAAAUAAACAAAUAAUCUACAGAAUAUGAGGGCAUAAUUGUUGAGCUUCGUGUGCUACUAACUACCUUUUAAAUUGCUAAGCAUCAAACUCUUAGCAUGAACGAAAAAAAAACUGUAAAUAUUUUCAUAAUUAAAUAGAU
Molecule: messenger RNA, 1019 nt
Organism: Uranotaenia lowii
Lineage: Eukaryota; Metazoa; Arthropoda; Insecta; Diptera; Culicidae
Product: protein takeout-like
Exons: 6
Coding region: 21-767 (248 amino acids)
Source: RefSeq, a predicted model, not a curated record